Molecule: messenger RNA, 1960 nt
Organism: Bufo bufo (common toad)
Lineage: Eukaryota; Metazoa; Chordata; Amphibia; Anura; Bufonidae
Gene: AP4M1
Product: adaptor related protein complex 4 subunit mu 1
Exons: 16
Coding region: 416-1756 (446 amino acids)
Biological process (GO): protein targeting; Golgi to lysosome transport
Cellular component (GO): trans-Golgi network; clathrin adaptor complex; cytoplasmic vesicle
Source: RefSeq, a predicted model, not a curated record
CAGCUCUGGAGUAUAAUACAGGAUGUAACUCUGUACCAGUGAUGUAUGUACACAGUGACGGCACCAGGGGGACACCAGUACAGGAUUGAGGACACGUACACUCCCAUCAGACAUAGUAGUCAUAGGCAGAAGAGCACACUCUCAGCACCCGCAGGAAUAUGAGCCACGAAUCAGACUUCAGCUUUCGUGCAUUCAGCACAGGAUACAAAAUGAAAGCCGUGCCCUGAUUGGCUGCUGUUACUUCCAUCUGCCUGCAGGGCUUCCACAUUGGAUUGGACGCCAUUUAAUUAUGCCGGGCACAAUGCCCUCAUUUCCAGUCACGUGACGCGUGUGACCCGGAAGUACUAAGCACCGGCAGCCUGAGCAUCGCCUCCCUCAGCGGAGAACGGGACAGCUUCGGGGCUGAGGUGGAGUCAUGCUCUCACAGCUUUUCAUCUUGUCCUCCAAGGGCGACCUCCUGAUAUACAAGGACUAUCAUGGCCUCCCCACAAGCUCCAGUGCGGCUGACGGCCUGUACCUGAAGCUGUCGUCUCUUCCAUCAGACCAGGCCCCCGUGGUGACGGAACACGAGGGCGGCCACUUCCUCCACACCCGUCACCGAGGUCUAUAUUUUGUCAUAGGCGUUCGGCCGGAUGAUUCUCCGUUCAUGUAUCUGGAUCUUCUGAACCGACUGGCUGCCCUGAUCCGUGACUACUGUGGUGACCUCAGCGAGGACGUCAUACGACUCAACUUUGCUUUGAUCUACGAGCUGCUGGACGAAGUUCUGGACGAUGGAUUCAUCCAAACCACCUCCACAGACGUGCUGAAGAACUUCAUCCAAUCAGAUCCAGUCAUCACCAAACCAUUUAGUCUCCUGGACCUGAGCAGUGUAGGGCUGUUCGGAGCAGAGACCCAGCAGAGUAAGGUCGCACCAAGUUCUGCUGCCAGUCGGCCGGUGCUGUCCUCGCGUCAUCCACAAGGCGAUCAAAACGAGAUCUUCCUGGAUGUCAUAGAACGCAUGACUGUGGCUAUCGGAGCUAAUGGGUCACUGUUAAAAACGGACGUCCAGGGGGAAUUACGACUUAAAAGCUUCUACCAAAACUGUCCAGAGCUAAGAAUUGGACUGAGUGAAGAGUUCUGUGUCGGGAGCUCAGAGCUGAGAGGUUAUGGCUCCGCUGUGCGGGUGGACAGCUGUCAGUUCCAUGAGUCGGUAAAACUGGAUGAUUUUGAAAUCUGCCGCAUCCUGAAAGUGCUCCCUCCACAGGGUGAGCUCACAGUGAUGCAGUACCAGAUCUCCGAUAGUCUCUCCACCAGCCUGCCCUUCCAUCUGUUCCCCAGCCUGGAGAGAGACCCCGGCAGCAGUCGCCUCCGGAUUUACUUGAAACUGCGUUGCGACUUAAGCCCAAAGAGCCAGGCCAUUAAUGUUCGUGUCCAGAUACCUGUGCCAAAGGGAGCCACCAGUGUUUCUCAGGAUUUGAGCAGUCCUGAUCAGAGUGCAGAACUGACACUGAACACGCAGUCUAUAUCCUGGAAUAUCCCAAGGAUCCGUGGAGGGAGCCAGCUAUCUGCACUGUUCAAGGUGGAUGUGUCGGGAUGCCUCUCCCUUCCCUCUGUUCUGGAUCUACCUCCCCUGAACCUCUCCUUCCAGAUACCAUCCCUCACCUGCUCCGGGCUUCAGAUUAGAUUUCUCAGGCUACGCAGUGAACGCCCGGCACCAAUCCACACAUGGGUCAGAUAUCUCACCCAGAGUGACUCGUACAGUGUCCGGCUUGGCUAGUUAUAGUGAUAUAGAGACUGUGAUAUUCAGGAGCUGCUGGGAGAGAAGACAAUGUAGACUAAGAAUAAAAACUGGUGAAGACAAAACAGGAGCAGAUGCUCCUAGUGACUGAUUACAUCACUGCUUUCAUUUGCACUGGAAACAUGGUAGUUUUUUGUUUUUGUUUAAAAAAAAUAAAAAAUCAGAAGAGAGCCAAACAUACUG